Messenger RNA from Etheostoma spectabile (orangethroat darter), 3589 nucleotides. RefSeq names its product gliomedin. The record is from RefSeq and is a predicted model, not a curated record. Gene Ontology annotation, cellular component: cell surface. Gene Ontology annotation, biological process: signal transduction. The coding region runs from base 187 to 2991 and encodes 934 amino acids. The transcript is spliced from 27 exons. NCBI's taxonomy places the organism in Eukaryota, Metazoa, Chordata, Actinopteri, Perciformes, Percidae.
UGUUGCGCAAUGUAUCAUGUGCUUCCCUAGUUACAUACAGAUCUUGACAUGUUUAUUUCAGCUUGAGCGUAGUUUCCCUCUGACGUCUCAUCCGUUGGCAAGUGGUCAGAUAUGUGCUGUAUGUGCGCGUGAAUUUCAGAGCUCAGAUUACUCUGCAGUUAAGGACUGCAGCAAGCGGGCAAAAAUAUGAAGGAGAAGAGUGGAGUUUUUCUGGCUUCAAAAGUUUUUCUGGUGGGGAUGUGUGCGCUGCUGCUCCUGAUCUCAGCAGGCUUACUGUUCCUGCUGGUUCGACAGAAAGAGCUGACGGAGCAGCUGGUCAGGUUGGACGCCCAGAUGCAGGUGCUGUCCCAGAGCUGCAGGUUGCAGGCAGGAGUCCUGGCCAUGGAGCCUGCAGAGGCUGCAGAGCUGAAGAAGCUCCACCGCAGAAGAAGAAACCAGGAGGGAGAAGCAACACAAAGCCAAGAAGAGAAGGAAAUGCUGAUGCUGAUGACAUACUCCAUGGUUCCUGUCAAAGCCUUCAUAGAGCUGUGUAAUAGCUCCAGAGGAGUUUGUUUAACAGGCCCACCUGGACCACCAGGUUUGCCUGGUAGAACUGGUUCACCAGGACCACAGGGUGUGCCCGGGCCGCAGGGGAGAAAAAGAGGAAGAAGAGGACCCCCUGGUGAAAAGGGAGAACCAGGACCUAAAGGAGACCCUGGGCCUCCCGGACUGAAAGGUCCUCCUGGUCCGAGGGGUCCACCAGGUCCAGCAGGCUCACCUGGUCCAAUCUGUCCUGCUUGUUAUUCUAAUGAAGUGAGAAACAACACCAUCGAAGAACACAUCCAUCAAACCAACAUGUUAAUGGAUUCAUCUUCUUCCCUGACCGAUGUAGAAAACAGCAGCUCGACAAUUAACAAGACUGAAUCACCAACACCACACCCAGCUGAUGAGAGCAAAGAUGUGUUGAAUGUUACUGACUCUGAAAAACCUCAAGACAUAAGUACGGACUCUGAGUCAGUAGUUCAUCCAGAGAACAGCUACAACACCUUAAUUGAUACCAACACAGAGAAUGUCACAGCGGCACCAAUUCAAUUAUUAACAGCCCCACUUUCUCCAGACCAAAACAGUGACGCUUUCAAUGGAAGCGCAAACAUUUAUGAGACAACUGGGAAAAGUGAGUUAGUAUCACCUCGUCCAGACUACACACAUGACACGUGGAUUGAAACCAGCAUAGAGACUGUUACAGCGGCAUCAAUUCACUUGUUAACAGAGCCAGUGUUGUUUAACAAAGAUGACAGCCAAGACACCCUGAACAACACAAUGAAUGUUACAGAUGGGCCAAUUAAAUUAUUAACAGUUCCACUUUCUGGGGACCAAAAUAGUGAUGCUGUCAAUAACAGUGGAAUCGUUAGUGAUACGCCCAUGAAAAGUGACUCUUCAAAUUCAACCCAGAAAAACAACAAGCUUAAUUUGACUAGCAGCGAAAGAUGGACUAAAACUGAAUCACCAACCUCACAUCCAGCCGACAACAACAGAGAUGUGACUCACUCUGAGAAGCUGCUAAACAGAAACGUAGAAGCUGAGUCAGUAUCAUUUGAUCAAGACAACAGCCAUGGCACCAUGAACAAUACCAAAAGAGAAAAUGCUACAGAGGCACCAAUUAAAUUAUUAACAGCUCAACUUUCUGCGGACGAAAGCAGUGGAACCGUUAGUGAUACGCACAUGAAAAGUGAAUCACCAACUUCACAUCCAACUGACAACAACAGAGAUGUGACUGACUCUGAGGAGCUUCUAAAAACAAAAAUGGAAGUUGAGCCAGUUUCAUUACAUAAAGAUGACAGCCAAGACACCCUGAACAACACAAUGUUUGUGACCGAUGGACCACUUAAAUUAUUCACAGCUCCACUUUCUGUGGUCCAAAAUGGUGGAACCAUCAGUGAAACGCCCAUGAAAAGUGAAUCACCAACUUCACAUCCAGCCGACAGCAACAGAGAUGUGACUGACUCUGAGAAGCUUCUAUACACAAACAUGGAAGCUGAGUCAUCAUUUCAUCAAGACGACAGUCAAGGCACAUUGAACGAUACCACAAGAGAAAAUGCUACAGGGGCACCAAUUGAAUUAUUAACAGCCUCAAUUUCUGUAGACCUGGAGAGAAACGCCUUUAACAACAGUGGAAACAUUAUCCAUUCGCCCAUGAAAAGUGACUCUUCAUACCCACUCCAGAACAACAACAAAAUCAAUGUGACAACCAAUGAGAGAUGGAGAAAAACUGAGUGUAACAUUAGAACUAUUAAAUGUCCGGAGAAAGCCAUCAAAAUGCAAAGCACGUUUGGAACCUUGAUGUCCGAAGCAUCCAGACAGGAUGAAGGUCGAUAUUGGUUAGCUGAUCAUUUUUCAGGUCGACUUUUGGUAGAGCUCAGGAACUUUUCAGCAUUACAGGAUUCCAGCAACAAAAACAUAGAUGUCAGGAGGUUCUUCCAGGGCUGUGGUCAUGUUGUCUACAAACGGUCAUUUUACUUUCACAACGCAGGAACAAACAGACUUAUGAAAUUUGACCUGAACACCAAUGGAACAAACACUCUGAUCAUGGAAAACAGCCGAUAUCACCAACUGACUUAUCUUUUCCCCAACUCAAAGACGUAUUUUAAGUUUGCUGUGGAUGAAAACGGACUGUGGGUCAUUUUUGCAUCAAAUACAGAUGAUAAUACGAUGGUUGCAAAGAUUAACCCUGACACAUUCAUUGUGGAGUUAAUCAUUAACACUCACUACCCUACAACUAAAGCAGGAAAUGCUUUCAUUGUAUGUGGGGUGCUAUAUUUUACAGAUGACAAAGACAGAAGAGUUACAUAUGCCUUUGAUUUAAAGAAAGAGAGUCCUCUGGAUGCAAGUUUUGAUUUAAGGCCAGCAAACGGCAUAUUGGCUAUGCUGUCAUAUUAUCCCAACAAAAAGCUUCUGUAUAUGUGGGAUAGCAGCAGUGUGAAAAUCUGCAAAGUAAAACUCAAACAGACCUAGAAAUAACCACAAAGCUUGUAAAAUGAGUAAUAAAGUUAUUCUUUAAAUUAAGAUUUUUGCUUAAUGUGAAUUUCUUAAAACACUAACCUGAUUUUGACUCAGGUAGAAGUUGCUGACAGAGGUUUACAGCAGUAGGUCACACUGGAUAUUGUUCACAAGAAAUAUGUUGGUAAAAUCAAAGAUUACCGACAACUGAUGUACAUGUGUUGAUUUCAAGAGACAACAAUGCUGGAUGUACACAGCUGCGUGACAUGAUGAUUGGUUGUGGGGCAAUGUGAAAAUGUUUAAUUUAGUUAACAUUCACAGAGCUGCAACAGUUAUGAAUAGUCUAUUCAUAUUGGAGUUGUGACAAAAUAUUUUACCCAAAUUUGUCAUAAUAUUCAUUGUUUAAAUGGAUUUUCAUGUUCGUGGUCAAAGUACAUAUACAAACUAUUUUUUCCCAAAUGUAUUAUGUGAUGCUGAUUACCUGCACUGUUUUCAUUUAUCGUUUGUUCUAUUUAGCACUACUCAUCAUUAGUUUAUGUUGUUGUUGUUCUUGGUCUGUCUGUACCUUGGUGGAAUUGUUAUGAUUUUACUAUUGAUAAAUUUGUUGUGCUUC